Lodderomyces theae is the source of this 1107-nucleotide messenger RNA. RefSeq lists its product as uncharacterized. The transcript has a single exon. Bases 1 to 1107 code for a protein of 368 amino acids. Gene Ontology annotation, molecular function: aspartic-type endopeptidase activity. The record is from RefSeq and is a predicted model, not a curated record. Gene Ontology annotation, biological process: proteolysis. Lineage: Eukaryota; Fungi; Ascomycota; Pichiomycetes; Serinales; Debaryomycetaceae.
AUGUUGUCCUUGCUCAAAAUUUCUAUCUUGGUUGCUUUAUUGGCUGCUAUCACCAGUGGUACUCCCGUUGCAAAGCGACACGAAAAGUACAUUGCUUACCCAGUUGAACGAGGAGACGCCUCUAUCAAAAAGAGAUACGAGCAGGGCAGUUUUGGUGGUUUUCAAGAUGGUCAAGGAUAUUACCUUACCAAGUUGAAACUCGGCUCUAACAAGCAGGAGGUUUCAGUUGUCAUUGAUACAGGUAGCUGGUUGUUGAAUAUUCCACAAGCCGGUUCGCAAUGCCAUGGAACCAAGUGUCUCCCUAAAUAUGCGUUUGAUCCCAAUGAAUCAACAACUUUCAAAAACCUCAGCAAGUUUGCAAAGUCGACUUACGGUGCAGAUCCAGUGUAUGUCUCAGGGUUUCAACUGACUGAUGAUUUUUACUAUGAGGAUGGCAAGAAGCUCCCAAACUUUGAGUUUACUUUGUUGAACCACAGCUUUUUUGAAGAAGGCACUUUUGGCAUUGGCCCAAGCACCGACUCAAACACCUCCUAUGUUAAAGCUGCUAAGAGGGCCGGAUACAUCAACAAAGCUGGGUUUUCACUCUACACAACCAAUGACCAGCAAGGGACUUUUCUUUUAGGUGGAGUUGACAAAGCCAAAUACGAAGGGAACUUGGGUAUUUACGAUGGCAGAUUUUCUAUUCACCCCAAAACUAUAACCACAGCACAGGGUACAACAUUGGACUUUUCAGCUGAAACCCGAUUGGAUACUGGUAACAAUGCCUUGGGAUUGCAUCCAGCUAUCGUUGACCAAAUAAUCAAAGAGGUUAGCAUCGGGAACUCUAUUUCUUGUGAAAUUGCUUUGAGUGGAGACCAGAGUUUGACGUUUGAUCUUGGGCAAGGUGUUCAAAUUGAUGUGCCAUACUCAGAUAUUUUCUACUGGAAUGAAGAUAGAACUGGAUGCAACAGUCGUCUUGCUAAAGCUUCAGGUCAAGGUGCAGUCCAAAAUGUGGGAAUCCCACUUCUCAAACACGUUUAUCUCACGGCCAACUACGAUACAGGAAAAUUUGGGUUGGCUUCAGUUAAGCAUACCGAUGAGAGUAACAUUGUUGAUUUCUGGUUUUAG